Hippopotamus amphibius kiboko is the source of this 1647-nucleotide messenger RNA. It is a transcript of the gene CEP295NL, whose product is annotated as CEP295 N-terminal like. Gene Ontology annotation, cellular component: centriole; centrosome; cytosol. The transcript has a single exon. Gene Ontology annotation, biological process: regulation of centriole replication. Lineage: Eukaryota; Metazoa; Chordata; Mammalia; Artiodactyla; Hippopotamidae. The record is from RefSeq and is a predicted model, not a curated record.
AUGAAAAGAAACGCAGAGAGAGCCACUCAGCAGAGCCCCAGUCCUGACGACGAAGCCUUGCUUUUGAGGCAGAAGCACAAAUUGCUACAAGUCCGAGAGAAAGGAGACCUGCCCCUCCAGAGAAGACAGGAACUCCAGCUACGGAAGAACCAGCUGCUCCAGCACUUGGCCGAGGAGCUAAAGAUAGAGUGGCAGGAGGCCCCAGACCAGCAAGUCCGAGGCCUGGAGAGGCUGUAUGUAGCACAUCUGUUGGAUGUGGUGGGCAGAUGGGCCGAGGACCUUGAACCUGACUCAGAGGGCUCGACCCAACGAGGAGCAGCCAGGUUGCCCAGGACGAAGGGGAAGCACAGAGUGGCCACACGGGAAGAGAAGGGACACAGGGAAGAGCUGGUCCGACGGCAGCCCAGGUGCACCACGUCCUGGAAGAGAGCAGUGGACUGUGAGAGGCAGGGAGCCUCCAGAACCACGGGCCUGAGCCCCCCAGAGGGGAGUAAAGGAAAACGAGUGCCUUCAGUGAAGACUGAUGGGGGCUGUUGUCCCAGGACGGACAUGGGAAAGCUCUUGGCUGCUGCAGGGGAGAUCAAACGCCUGGAGGAAAGGGAGAGAGAAACAGCCCGGGACAGCAGCAGGCAGCUAGGGAAGGGGACCGCUCGUCUUCAAGGCCCGAAAAACAGCUGUCUGGAUCAGAGUCCCGAGGGCAAAGCUGAGAACCUGGAACAGCUGUGGCCAGCUGGCUUGACCUGCAGGAGGGGGGCCUCACCGCCGGCGAAGCUCCAUGACAAGAGCAGGUGGCAGAAAGAGCUGGAGUUUGCCUUUGAAGAGUUGUUUGAUACCAACAGGAAGCUGAAAAAACACCUGAACUCGCACCCGGAUCUCAAGCCCGGGAUGGAUCCGAGCCCCAGUGAAGAACAGGGCUUCAAGGAGACACAAGCGUGAAGAGAAAGCCAGAGAGAGAAAACCACAAGAGACACAGAAAUGGACGUGGUGCCCGCCGGGGAGCCCAUGAGUCCAGUGGGGGUGGAUGCCCACCUCACGCCGUCCAGAACCAGCUUAAAAAAGUUACUAAGCCAGCUCGAGAACGAAAAAUACCAUAGGAUGGCCAAGUUAUUGGUUAAGAAGGACAGUAAACUGUGGUCUCCCGAGGCAGGGACGUCUAUCAAUGAGGAGAACCUGCUCUCGUGCAGCCCCGAAUCCGGAGAGGAGCCGCCCCGGCCGGCUGCGCUGGCGCAGGGCUCCCUUCAGCUUCACCUGCAAGAACAGGCAGACAGAGUGGGCUUGAUGGCAUCGAGGCAGAAGCAGAAGAUGCAGGUGGAGCAGGGAAGACCAAAGCAGCUGGACUUGCUCGAACAAAUCGAACAGCCCAAAGUGAGCUUGGAGGCCGACCUCCAGACGGAGCUGGAAGAGGGGAGGAAGGAACGGAGGGAAGCUCACCUGGCUCAUUGGAAGCCUGACUCCCCUCCAGACCAAGAGAAGGAAGGACAGUAUGACCGCAGCCCCACUUCCCCCUCGGCCAGCAUUGUCGACGAUGACAGGCACAGUCAGAUGAUUCGUGACCUUCAACAGCAAAUUCUAGAGCAAAACAAGUUGCACAAGCAGUUUCUUGAAGAAGCCAGGAAACGCUUGCGAGCGUUUCAGAGAAUAUGUUAA